ACACUUCAGUGAGCCAAGCAGCAGAGCAACACAGAGCAAGCCUUUGUUAACCCUUUCACGUCUCACCUCUGGUUAAACCGGGUAGGUGCCAGAAAAUGGCACCUUUAACUGAAAAGCCUGAUCCAAGGGAAAACCAGAAUCUGGAAGUGGAAAAAGCCAGUCCCUCCCCUACAAUGAGCUCUGAACACGAAGAAGUCGGUGUUGUGAAAACAGUCAUUAAUGGGCUCAUCACAAGCAGCAAUGGACAAGAGAAAGCUGUUGAUGUUCCUUUAUCUGCACGCUCUAUUUCUGCUGUUAAAAUAAUACCUGUGAAGAAACUGAAAAGUUCUCCUGACCUAGUGCUGCCUACAGACACGGACCCUGCUAAAGUCUGUAGCGGAAAAGGAGCUGUGACUUUACGGGCAUCUCCAGCCUAUGAGGAAAGUCAGACUAUCUGUUCCCCAUGUUCUCAAGAUGUCCAGCAAUCUGAAAAUGAAUGGAGGUUAUCAUCUAAUGUGGAUUCCAAUGGAGAUUCCCUACCAUCUUCUCUGGCUGCCAAGGGUUAUAGAAGUGUGCGUCCGAACCUCUCCUCAGAGGGCAAAUCACAGCCCCUUUCUCCUCCCCGUCCUCCUCUUCCAAAAGAGGAAAGCUUUGCAUGGCGUCCUUGCACUGACACUAAAGUAACCAACCUGUUGCCAGUGCCCGUCAUGGAUUGUGUGUACCUGAAUGCACCCAAGCCUUACACACAGUGUGCAUCACCGAGUACCAGUAGGAAGUAUUACACCUCAUCACCUACACCUUUUGGGACAAUCCCCAGUGGGAAGCAAGGCUUUCCAGCUGGGCAUCUCCCCCAGUCAAUUGGUUUGACCCCCAAGGAUGCAAUGCAUGCUGGUCAGUCACUUUUGGGAAGUAGCUGCUUGUUAUCAGGCACAUCAUCCAAACAACAAAGCACUGCCAGGGCAGAUCCCAGUAGUACAGCUGGAAUGAAUUCCAGUCAUGAGACGAAAGCAAAUAAAAAGGUCAGCAGUCUAUAUGUAGCUUGUUUAUCUAACAGCACUUGCUCGGCCGCAUCUGAAAAUCCCACCAGCAUUGCACAUGACCAAACAGACAGCACUGGUUUGGGAGCUGAGGUCACUCGAGCACUAGCCACCAACAUUGUUUCCUCUGUAACAGAUACUGGAAAAUCUCUUCCUCCUCCUCCUCCUCCUCCUAUCCCUCCCAGGCCGUACUUUAACAUUGUCCUCAGUAAAGACGCAGUUAGCUAUGGUGCAAGCCAUCCCUCCAGAACUCAAUUACCACCUCCUCAAACUGUGAGGGAAGGAGUGAUAGAGUCCCAGAAUACGGCUGGCAGUGAAAACAGGAUGAGAAAAGAGCUGUACCUUACACCACAACAACAACAGCAGCAGCAGCAACAAUACAAGGCAAAGGGACGCAAAAUGGAUGCAUUUGGCAUUACCACAGCUCAGCCUGGGGUUAUAGUAGUCCCACUCCUCCAGGUUAAUACAGACAGAGAGCAAGAAGGCAGCUCCAGCACUCCACCACCACCUCUGGUACCUUUUGGGCAAGGCACCAUCUUCCCUGAGACCGUUCCUCCUGGCUCACCUCUGACUUUUCCGACACUAGAUGAUUUCAUUCCCCCUCACCUGCAGAGGGGCCCCCACCAUCACCAACCACCCACUUCAUCUGGCAUCUUGCCCCCAGUUUGCCCGAAACUGCCAUCAUUCUCACCACCACCUCCAUUGGUCCCUCCAGUCACAGAGGCUUUGCACAGAGGCUUGGAGCCUGAAAUCACUGGAGUCACUUCACAUACAGACCCAGGUCCUGUGCUAAAUGAAGUUUCCCAACCUAGUUUUGGCAGUGAACACCAAAGCUCUUUAACAUCAAUCAGCAAGCCUUCCUCUGUGUAUCCUUCCACUACCAUUGUCAAUCCUACCAUCGUCCUCUUGCAGCACAACAGAGAACAGCAAAAAAGGCUUAGUAGCCUGGCAGAUCCUGUACCAGUCAGAUCAGUUGCUGAUAAAGUAGACUCUGUGCCAAUACAGGAAAAGCCAGUGCAGGACAUCACUCGAAGUGAGAAACCAGCAAUGGAGGAGAAAAGACGAGUUGUUAGCGGCCCUCGGUAUGUGGCCGAUGCCUCUGUGGAUGAUAUAGGCAUUCCUCUAAGGAACACAGACAGAUCAAAGGAUUGGUACAAGACAAUGUUCAAACAGAUUCACAAGCUAACAAAAGAUGAAGAUUCUGAUUCAUCCUAUCCUCAUUUUUCAUAUUCUGAAGAUACAAGAACCCAACCCUCAGUGCCUCGGUCUAAAAGUGCGAUGGACAGCAUUGACACUGAGAAGGUCAUUAGGAGAUCUGCUACUCUGCCAUUGCCAACUCGCACAUCAUCGUUGAAAUCCAGCCUCGAAAGGAAUGAUUGGGAGCCCCCUGACAAGAAGGUGGAUACUAGAAAGUACCGGGCAGAGCCCAAGAGCAUUUACGACUAUCAACCAGGAAAGUCCUCAGUCUUGAACAACGAAAAGAUGACUCGGGAUAUAAGCCCAGAAGAGAUAGAUUUAAAGAAUGAACCUUGGUAUAAAUUCUUUUCGGAAUUGGAGUUUGGGAAACCGCCUCCAAAAAAGAUAUGGGAUUAUACUCCUGGAGAUUGCUCUAUCCUUACUAGAGAGGAUAGAAAGACUGAUCUAGAAAAAGACCUCUACCUCUACCAGACUGAGUUAGAGGCAGAUUUAGAAAAAAUGGAGAAGCUUUAUAAAACGCCAGAUAAAAAGCCACAGAAGAGUACAGCAAGCACCACUCCUCUGGAAACUUCCACAGACCAUUCAUCCUACUCAGCCUAUUCUCCCAACUACUAUGCAGUAAGGCGAGAUCUCGAAUCAGCACCGGGGGACCCUGCUGGCUUGGACAAUGAAAGGCAGAUUUAUAAGAGCGUGCUGGAAGGUGGAGAUAUCCCGCUACAGGGGUUAAGCGGUCUCAAGCGCCCAUCUAGCUCUGCUUCCACUAAAGAUUCAGAAUCACCAAGACAUUUUGUACCAGUUGAUUACAUGGAAGCUCCAGAAGAAAUUCUCCGCCGACGUCAUGAUGACAAAGAGAAACUUUUAGAGGACCAGAGACGACUUAAACGUGAGCAAGAAGAAGCUGAUAUUGCAGCUAGAAGGCACACGGGGGUUAUUCCAACGCACCAUCAGUUUAUCACUAAUGAGCGAUUUGGGGACCUCCUAAAUGUAGACGAUACAGCAAAGAGGAAAUCUGGGUCAGAGAUGAGACCUGCUAGAGCCAAGUUUGACUUUAAAGCACAGACAUUAAAGGAACUUCCACUGCAGAAAGGAGAUAUAGUUUACAUAUACAAGCAGAUUGACCAGAACUGGUAUGAAGGAGAACACCAUGGCAGAGUUGGCAUCUUCCCACGGUCAUACAUAGAGUUACUCCCACCAGCUGAAAAAGCCCAGCCAAAAAAGAUGUCACCAUUACAAGUAUUAGAAUAUGGAGAUGCUGUUGCUAAAUUUAACUUCAAUGGAGAUACUCAAGUAGAAAUGUCAUUCAGAAAGGGAGAAAGGAUCACAUUGAUUCGACGAGUUGAUGAGAACUGGUAUGAAGGAAAAAUUUCUGGCACUGGUCGCCAAGGCAUCUUUCCUGUCACAUAUGUGGAAGUGCUCAAACGUCCAGUGGUGAAGAAUGCCAUUGAUUAUGCUGACCCACUGAUGUCCCACUCCCCUAAUCGGAGUAUGUCAGCAUCCCCUCAGCCUUCUCAUCAUUCAUUGAGAGCAGGACCAGAUCUCACAGAGUCUGAAAAGAGCUAUGUGCAACCUCAAGCACAGCAGCAAGGAGCCAGCCCUGACAGGAGUCAAACACCACAAGACAUAGUUAGCUACCAAGCUGUCUACAGCUAUACGCCACAGAAUGAUGAUGAGCUAGAGCUAAGGGAUGGAGAUAUUGUGGAUGUCAUGGAGAAGUGUGACGAUGGCUGGUUUGUGGGUACAUCCAGGAGGACAAGACAGUUCGGCACUUUCCCAGGCAACUAUGUGAAACUUCUGUAUUUGUAAAGCAAUCCAAAAACUGCAGUAAAUGGUUGUUAGGUGUUUUGUUUACGGACAACAUGUAAAUAUCAACAACCUAUGAAAUCAGAUAAUUUUGAAUGUAAUAGACAGGAGAUGAGAAGUGUAAGUGGGAUGUGGUUAUGUGGUACAUACAGUAUUGCGUUGAAUGUGCAGCCCUGGUUCUACUGAGGCAGGGCUUAAAAGACAUAUUUGCUGAAGAAGAGACGAUGUUUCUAGUUUACAGUGCUGCCUUUGUAUAUUCCCCCUUCCCCUCCAAGAGUUCUGAUGAUAAUCUUAGUUUUCAUAGGCUUUUUUAUUGAGUGAGUAUUUAGCUCUAAGACAGAACUGAGGACAGCAGCAGGAUGGAGCAGGUAACUCACCACCCUUCAACUGCUUCAUUUUUACAAUUUGAUAAGGGGAUCUUCUCCAAUAUCAAGGUACCCUCCUCCUGUAAUAAGGGCACCUCUAUCCAACAGGUUAUUUCCCUCUGCCUCCUACUUUAAUUCUACACUCUUUCCUCCUGAUGUGCACUUCAGCGGGCAGAGCUGUCAGACAACAGCUUUUUGUGGUUAGUCUACAGGGCACUGUAUCAUGCAGAGAGCUUUGAAUUGGUAGUUUAAUCCAGAGGAAUAGGCCAAAAACAGAAAAAGAAAAAAACACUGCACAAAACCCAAUAGGGUUGUAUUUUCUACAGUUGUCUGCACAAGUAAUUGAAAUUUCAGGUACAAAUCUUAUUUGCAACAACCAUGGCCAUAAUUUUUUUUUUUUUAAAUUGUUGGCCCUGAUGACACCUUUUGAAGUGUACCCUUUGCGAUGAAGACUUCAUUUCUUCCUGGUGUUCUACCUUAAAAAUCCAGAUAGAUGCUAGCAAAAUAUUAGUGUGUACCUUUUUUCUUUUUUUGGUUAUGGUUUUGAUGGUGAGUCUUGAGUAAAUGAAGACAUUUUGGCUGCCUCCUAAUGAAACACGAAAGUCAAGCCAAUUUGUAAGCUGCACUUAGACAGCUUUUACCAGCUGCGUAUAUUUUUACUACUUUGAAAAACAUGGAUUGCCCAUAUACUUGUCUGUAAGUCAAAAAUGAAUGCUUUUUUUGAUAGAAAUUUUGUUAAAAAAAAAAGCAUAAACAGAACCUGUUGCAUCAGACUCUGCUUCCAACAGCUAUAGUACAAAUAGCAAAGGUUUAGAUUGCUAUUUUGUCAUAAGUCGUAUUUAAUAAUAUAAAAUGCCUAUUUUUAUGCUGUUGCUUUUAUACAGAUUUAUUAAUAGUAACUGCAACUAACUGUUAGCAUGACUUGCAAUAUGUUUUGAUAAAUAGCCAUGCUCCUGGGUUGAAAAACAAAUGGACUUUAUCUUUCGCCAAAAUCAGCGGAAGAAAAGACUUGAAGUGCUUCAGAAGUUUGACUGUAAAUAUGUAUAUUUAACUUUGUACAGACAAUGUACUUACCUUGUAUAGAAAAAAAUAAUUUAAACACUUUGAAUGAAAAGAGAAAAAAAGGCAGUUAAUGAAAGGUUGAAGUUGUUUUUUCUUUCUCCAUUUUUAUUUAAAUGAAGGAGUUCCAUGUAAGAGUUCACCUGAAGAGUUUGAGCACAAAGUAUCUGCUAUAAAAUGGUUACAAAUAUGACACACAGCACCAUUACUUUUGUGUGGGGGGGGUAUCUUUAGUCCUUACCUUAUUUAUAGUUUUUGGUUUUCUGCUUCUGAUUUGCAUUCAUGUUAUCUGCAGCAAUAUUUAAACCUGUCGCUAGAAUUGGAUAACACCAAAUGAAUCUAUCCAGCAAAAUAACAUGAUGAUGCUGACUGUAUAUAACCAACUCAUUUAAAGGUUUCUUUGUUGUUGUUGUUGCUGCUAUUCUUGCCAUUUUUAGUUAAACACACACACACACACACACACACACACACACACACACACACACACACACACACACACACACACACCGCAAGUUCUGUUUGUGUUUAUUUUUGUUUCUUAUUGCAGUGGAUUAUGGUUUGACAAUUAAUAAAUGGAAGUAUUAAAUUACUACUGUGUUCCUUGUACAAAUUAUUAAAUAAAGUUUAUUCCAAGUU
Molecule: messenger RNA, 6073 nt
Organism: Alligator mississippiensis (American alligator)
Lineage: Eukaryota; Metazoa; Chordata; Crocodylia; Alligatoridae
Gene: SORBS1
Product: sorbin and SH3 domain containing 1
Exons: 30
Coding region: 96-4016 (1306 amino acids)
Biological process (GO): cell-substrate adhesion
Cellular component (GO): nucleus; cytoplasm; cell-substrate junction
Molecular function (GO): protein binding
Source: RefSeq, a predicted model, not a curated record